AUGGCCGAAUGGGAUCAAUCGUUCCAAGGAGAACAAAAGUGGCAAGGCGAAAAUAGUUUUGCCACCGGUGCCAAACAAGAUAGUCGAGCAACUGCUAUUGCUGAAAGACUUCCAGUUCCAACUACAAUUACUGAUUUGAAUGCUCUUCUCGAUACAUCAGAUGAUAAAUUCGUUCUCGGAACUUUCCGAUUUGCAACUGUUAUGACAGUUGGACUCGUCAAAUCGAUAUCUGAUCAAGAUGGAACAAUGACAUAUACUUUAGGAGAUCCAGACAAUGACGAGAACGAUUUCGUAGCUGUAAAAUAUGCAAGCGAUGUAAGACAUUUACUUUUUGAUACAAUUUUUAUCAACUAUUUUCAGUCAUCACGUUCCCAAGCUGAAAUUGUCGAAGGUUCUCGUGUUCGAGCUAUCGGAAAACUCAAAGGAUUUGAUGGAAACAACAGUAAGUUCUCUUAUUGGGUACUUUGAAAAUAAUUUAUUAUUUUUAGUUAUCAUGCUUUUCAACAUUUCCGAAAUCCCGGAUGAUAAAGACUAUCGCAUUUUCACUCUCGAAGCCAAAGCGGCAAAAUUGUUUUUCGAGAAAAAUGUGAUGAACAAAUUGAAAUCUGGAAAUGUUCAAAGUAUGAAAGGAAUGUUGGCACCACCAACCAGAAGAAAUAACUCGAAUACUUCAACUGAAAACUCGAAUUCGGUUAGUUUCUAAAGAAAUACAUAUUGGAUGAGAAAGUUGAAUAUCGAUAACAUUUUCAGCAACCUCAACAAACCAAAGAUCGAAUCUACCAAGAUGUGAAACCAGCCGAAAACUCAAGUUUGGAAAACAAAAUAAUGGAAGUUUUCAAAACAAUUCAUGAUUCGGAGGAAGAAGGAGGUGUUAGUGUUGAUUGGAUUACAUCUCAAUGUCCUGGUCACACUCGCGAACAAGUCAAACAAGCUAUCGAGCAUCAGGCUGAAAUGGGAAAUCUGUAUGAAACACAUACAGCUGAAUAUUAUGCCAAGAUUUAA
Messenger RNA from Caenorhabditis angaria, 1002 nucleotides. The record is from the annotation of a GenBank genome assembly. NCBI's taxonomy places the organism in Eukaryota, Metazoa, Nematoda, Chromadorea, Rhabditida, Rhabditidae.